Molecule: messenger RNA, 4986 nt
Organism: Centruroides sculpturatus (bark scorpion)
Lineage: Eukaryota; Metazoa; Arthropoda; Arachnida; Scorpiones; Buthidae
Exons: 4
Coding region: 165-4730 (1521 amino acids)
Biological process (GO): tRNA aminoacylation for protein translation
Molecular function (GO): aminoacyl-tRNA ligase activity; acyltransferase activity; ATP binding
Source: RefSeq, a predicted model, not a curated record
UGUAUAUAUAUAGGUCUACAUACACAGAUAUAGGAAUAUAUACACGUGUGUGCGUCUUGAAACUAAUCAGAAAAUAAAAAGUGUGCUAUAAGUUAUAUUCUCCACAUUAAAUAUUUGCAUUUAGCAGUCGAAAAAGAAAUAAAAAAAAAAAAGGUUCUUAAGAAAUGACUCUGUUAAAAUAUCCUCUACCCGAAUUGGAUCAUACAAUCGAGGAGAUAAAAAGAGUUUUAAAACUCGUUUUAAAUCGGGAAGAAUUUGAAAAAUUUUCAAAUAAUCUUCGAGAAAAGAAAGGGAAACUGAAGAAAUAUGACGAAGCGUUUAAAAAAGAAAUCGAAAACAAAGACAACUGGGCCACAGAAAUAUUUAGGCAUCAGCUACUCUCACUUCGUUAUCCAAUACCCGUAUCUACAGCCUUGCCUAUAAUUAUGAAAUCGUCCACAUUGCAUACAGAUCAAUUUUCUCAUUCGGCUGCUUUGCUGUGGUCGGUAGGCAAGAUUAUGUUGAACACAAAUGAAUUUAUUAAGCAACUUCAAGGCAAUGAUUUGGAAGAUACUCAACAAUCAGAAAUUUUUUCGACUGUUAGAAUUCCUCUCCGAGACACGGACAAUAUAAAAGUUUAUAAAGGUAGUAGGCACGCUGUUCUUUUAUACAAAGGUUCUGCAUUUCAAAUUGAUAUUUUAACUGAUGACGGAGAAUUAGUCUCGAUUCAAGAUAUUUAUGAUCAAAUUAUUAGUAUUUCGUUAUACGAUGGCCCAUUUUAUCAAGAAAUCUGCAAUUACACAGCUUAUGAUCGAAACGUAUGGAGCGAUAUACGAACUCGUCUUUUAGAAGGCGAUUCACAAAAAUCGUUGGACAUUAUGGAGAGAGCUAUAGUGACUGUAGCUGUCGAAGAGAUCGACAUGCCAGACGGAAUGCAAAAUGCCAUGGAUUAUAUAAGACUUGGAGGAGACGAAGAAAUUAGUUGUAUGAGAUAUUACGAUAAAAUUUUAAACGUUAUAGUCUUUAAAAACGGCAAAUAUGGCUUGUUAUUUGAACAUUCUGCAGUGGAUGGAUUGAUAGUCGCCAUGAUGGCAAAAUUAUUGCAUACCAUUUGUGAAACACUUAUAAUCGAUAGAACUGUAUUCAAACAACGUACUGUCAACAUAAUCGAUUUUAAAAUCCGAGAAAAUAUUUCUAAAGUACCUCUUCAAUAUAAUCAUUCAAUGAGUACAUUCGAAUAUCGCUCGUAUCCGGAUAUCUUUAAAAUACUUAGAGAAGAGCGAAUUUACUUUCCAUGGAUUAAUUAUUCAUUGCAAUUGGCUAUACUCAAAACUUUUGGCAAUUUAAAAUAUCUUAUGGUCACUCCAACGCACGUUCGUCACUUUAAACACGGACGAAGCGAUCCGACUUAUUCGAUAACGAUAAAUUCAAAUAAAUUAUUGAAUUAUAUGUUAAAUAACGAGGAUAAUACUAAUGUUUUAAUUCAGUUCGUUGCUGCUUUAGAGGAGCACAGGAAAAUGGUCAAAUUUACCAAAAAUGGCAAAGGAAUUGGCCCUCAUAUAGCUCAAAUCAGAAAAAUGUUGAAAGAAGACGGCAAUGGAUUGACUUCGUGUCUAGAAAAAUUUGCAAAACCGCAUAUAUACCUUACUGGCUCUGAAUUAUUAGAAGAAGUCGAAUGUGGAGUUGGUAAUGUAUAUGCUUCGGAUCAAAUUGUAGUUGGUUAUGUGGGAAAAAGAGACAGAAUAAUAAUUAUUAUGUCUGCUACUGGAAUAUUUGUCGAAAAACUAAAUACCCUGAAAGAAAACUUCCAAAAAUCAUUACAUUUAAUGUUGAAUAUUGCAUCCCGUGCUGCGAUUGCAUCUCAAAUGAAUGCUUUAUACUUGUUCAGAUCAAAUAAUCCUUUUGAUAUAAUUCCCAAAAAGAAAUUUUCUAUCGCUGUUCACGGAGGAGCCGGAGAAGAGUUAUUACUUCAACAAGACGUUAUAGAAGUUAUAAAAUUUUCUCUUCGAAUAGCUGUAGUUGUUGGUGUCAGCAUGCUUAAUAACGGCAAAAGUAGUGUAGAUGCGGUAGAAGCUGCAGUCGCAGCAUUAGAAAACUGCUUUUUAUUUAAUGCUGGACGAGGUGCUGUUUAUAAUUAUGAUGGUGCUCACGAAUUGGAAGCUUCGAUAAUAGAUGGAAAAUCCCAAAAUUCUGGUUCUGUUGCAUGUAUUACUGACAUAAAAAAUCCUAUAAAAGCUGCUAGACUUAUUAUGGAAAAGUCAUCUCAUGCUUUAAUUUCAGGUACACUGGACAAAUCCAUUUGUAUUGAUAACAAUAUAUGUCAAGUGAAAAAUAAUUAUUUCGAUACUGAUAUUAGAUACAAACAACUAAUGAUGAUUAAAUCGAAAUUGCAGAGUUUCUCUGUAAAUCAUCCUCAGACAGUUGGAGCUGUUGCAAAGGAUGCAGAUGGCAAUUUGGCAGCUGCUUCUUCGACUGGAGGAAUAGUUAACAAAUUAAAAGGUAGAAUAGGAGAUACUGCAAUUGUUGGAGCCGGAGUGUAUGCAGAUCAAAAUAUUGCGCUGGCGUGCACUGGAGAUGGAGAAACUUUUCUCAGAAAAUCCAUUGCUAAUAAAAUUGCCAUGCUUUGCAAGUAUAUGAAUUUUUCUUUACAAGAUGCUUCUCAAGUAGUUAUUCAAGAUGAACUGCAAAGUUCCUAUGGUGGAGUUAUAGGCGUUGACUCAAAAGGAAAUGUCAGCGUAGAAAGUAAUGCCAAAGUUAUGUUUGCAGCAUCUUAUAAUGGAGAUAAGUUUGAUGUUAAAGUCAGAAGUAAAAAUACUGAUGCGCAUGAAUGGAUUAUCUUUGAAAAUGAUCGUAUUGUUGCUUAUCUACACUCUUCUCCCUGUACUACUGGUGUUACUAUACUACGGGCAAAAUCUGAAUUCGUUUAUGAUAUUUUUGCACUUCCAAUACACGAAUUUGUUAAAAUAAUGUUGGAUAUUCAACAUGUAUCUAAUCUUCUUUGUGAUCGACUCGGUGUACAACGGUGUGCAUUGAUUGCGGAACCACAGGAUGGUCAGUCAACAAAAAUUCUUCUAAUUCCGCUUCACGGUCUCUCCGAUGCCUGGAAACCAUGUAUCUGUUCAGAACCAGAGUUUAAUUCUUGCUAUCCAGGUUACUGUACUUCUAAAAAUGGACCUAGAGCUUCUGAUGACGAACUGAACAAAAUUCAAAAUAAAAUAAGAAAUAAAUUAGAUUCGCAGGAAUUAAAUUUUAAAUUUUAUGGAGAUGCAAACGACGACAAUCUUUUUGCAAAAAUUGUAAGAGGUGACGAGAAAGCCCAGUGGAGAGUAUGGGAAGAUGAAGAUCACGUUGCUUUCCUAACUCCAUUUCCAAAUACACCUGGUUUCACAGUUUUAGUUCCAAGAAAACAUUUGGACAGUAAUAUUUUUGCAUUAGAUAAACCGGAUUUUGAAAAAUUAAUGGUAGCAACUCACAAAGUUUCUAAUUUAUUGAUGAAGGCUCUGGAAAUUAAGUCAUGUGCUAUGAUAUUUGAAGGAUGUGAAAUAGAUUACGCUCACGUAAAACUGAUUCCUUUAUUAAAUGGAGAGAAAGAAACAGAAAAAUCGAAAACAAAAGAGUUUGAAGUCAAUUAUUCGGGGCAUGUAUCAUCUCAGGAUGGUCCAAAAGCACAUAAUGAUGAUUUGAAUGUAGUUUACAAAAAAAUUAUUUCGAUAGUUGCUCCAGCCUCAUGGAAAAAUCCGGAGCAGCACUCUAUUACCGCAAUUACUCAUCCUUGGUAUUCAGCAAUUUUUAAACUCCAGAAUACACUUUAUCAUUCAACUGUUAGUUUUUUUCAUCAAUAUAAUAACUAUUAUUAUGCUCUUACUCCAAUGACUACGGAUACAAUAUCGUCACCCAUGGGAUUAGGGUCUGAUUCAGAUCCUGUGAAUAUAAAUUUAAUGAAUCAAAAUGUUUAUUUGGCUGAUUCAAUGCAGUUUUGUUUAGAAUAUUUUCUUAGAUUGCAAGAUAAUCUUCCAGGAACUUAUUAUAUCUCGCCAAGUUUUCGUGGAGAAAACCCAGAUAACAGUCAUCUCAAUCAAUUUUAUCAUAUCGAAUGCGAACUAUGUGGUUCUAUGGACGAUGCUAUUUGUAUAGCUGAACAAUAUAUUUAUUACAUCACUAAAAACAUGUUUAACAAAAAUAAAGAAAUAAUCCUCAAAUUAUCAGGAAGCAUUGCUCAUAUUGAAGAUAUGUUGAAAAGAUAUGAAAUUAAAAAAUGUUUUCCAAGAAUCACUUUAGACGAAGCACUGAAAGAAUUGCCUUCCACCGAUUGUUUUGAAUUUGUGGAAGAAACAAGACCGGAGUUAGGGAGGAAAUUGACAAGAAAAGGCGAACAGGUUUUGAUAAAUAAAUAUCAUGGCAUCGUUUGGUUAACAGAGAUGGAUCAUUUGAGUGUUCCUUUCUAUCAAGCUUAUGUUGAAGGGACAAAUUUCCGUAAGGCUAAAGCAGCAGAUCUCCUUAUUGGAAUCGGAGAAUCACUGGGUCUCGGAGAGCGACACGAAACCGCUAAAGAAGUGAAAGAUGCCUUGACACAUCAUCAAGUUUCGGAAGAAUCGUACAGGUGGUACAUAAAUAUGAGACAAGUAAAACCUUUAAAAACGAGCGGAUGGGGUUUAGGCUCAGAAAGGUAUUUAUGUUGGCUUUUGAACCACCAUGAUGUCAGAGAUAUGCAAAUUAUUCCUCGAUUAAAGAACCAGAAAUUUCUACCGUAGUUCAAAAUCCAGUUAAAAACUAAAUAACUUUUUACACACGACAUAUUUUACAAGUCGAAAUGGUUCGACUAAUUUCUUUGUUAUAUAGUCCUAUAUUUUGUUAUUACUUUUUCAUAAUUAUUAUAAAAUCCAUGUUUAAUUUUCUUUCAAGUUAUGUUUUCAAUGUGAAUUUAACAAAUGUAUUUUGUCCAUAAAGUUCUAAAAUUGAGUCGUAGAUAUUUUAUAUUGUAGGUGGUAAUAAAAUUAAAUAAACAAA